Clupea harengus (Atlantic herring) is the source of this 735-nucleotide messenger RNA. RefSeq names its product secretory phospholipase A2 receptor-like. The annotation marks the transcript as partial. The transcript has 3 exons. Lineage: Eukaryota; Metazoa; Chordata; Actinopteri; Clupeiformes; Clupeidae. The record is from RefSeq and is a predicted model, not a curated record.
AGUCUCUCCUCCUGUGUGCCACGUAAGUUCCAUGUGGUGAAGGAGAAAAAGAACUGGACAGAAGCUCAGCGCUACUGCCAAGAAAAUUUCACUGACCUCGCCACCAUAUACAACAUGAGGGAGAUGGAAAUGUUAAAUAGCACAAAGAAUGAAGAAGGUGCUAACAAGGCUUGGAUUGGGCUGAAGCAGGGAAGUCCUAAGUGGCAGUGGUCUCUGGCUGACAGGGAUUUCUACAGAGAGAAUGAGGCAGAGUUCAGGAAGUGGGAAGGCCAGCCACAAGGAACUGAUAAGAACUGCGCUGUGAUGAAAGGAAAUGGGAGUUGGCACAAUAGGAAGUGUAGUGACACCAAGCCCUUCAUCUGCUAUGAUGAAAAACUUCUGGUUCUGGUUCGUGAGAAUAAGACCUGGAAAGAGGCGCUGCAGUACUGCAGAGAGCGCCAUGUGGACCUGGUGUCUGUGACCUCCGAGCAGAUCCAGCGCUGGGUGAGGGGGCGGGUUAAAGAAGCCUCCAGUGCGCACGUGUGGCUGGGCCUGCGCCACUCCUGCAACUUGGGCUUCUGGUUCUGGGUCAACGGAGAGACGGUCUGCUACAGCAACUUGGCCCCAGAGACAGGGCAGGACUGCCAGAGUGCCAGAGUGGGGGCAGUGGAGUCUGGAAGAGAUGGGAAAGGAGAGUGGGUCGUGCGUCCAGAGACCGAGCCACUCAACUUCAUCUGCACCACUGAGAAUCAGUAG